Hippopotamus amphibius kiboko is the source of this 613-nucleotide messenger RNA. RefSeq names its product transmembrane protein 234 (gene TMEM234). The transcript is spliced from 5 exons. Lineage: Eukaryota; Metazoa; Chordata; Mammalia; Artiodactyla; Hippopotamidae. The record is from RefSeq and is a predicted model, not a curated record. Bases 38 to 469 code for a protein of 143 amino acids.
CCCUUCGUCCCCGGAAGUGGUGAGGAGCGACGUUGCCAUGGCGGCGACCCUCGGGCAGGUACUAGCCCUGGUACUGGUGGCCGCUCUGUGGGGUGGCACACAGCCGCUGCUGAAGCGGGCCUCCUCCCGCCUGCAGCAGGUUCAUGAGCAGACCUGGGCCCGGCAGUUGCUGCAGGAGAUGAAGACCCUCUUCUUGAAUCCUGAGUACCUGAUGCCCUUUUCCCUGAACCAGUGUGGCUCCUUGCUCUACUACCUCACCUUAGCAUCAACAGAUCUGACCCUAGCUGUGCCCAUCAGUAACUCUCUGGCCAUCAUCUUUACAAUGAUUGUUGGGAAGGUCCUUGGAGAAGAUAUUGGUGGAAAACGUAAGUCAGGAGCGUUUGCAGGCAUGGUGCUCACCGUGGCAGGAAUUACACUCUGCAUCACAAGCUCAGUGACCAAGACCCAGGGGCAACCAUCUACACUCUGAAUGGACCAAGGCCACCCUCCAGCUCUGCUGUCUCCAGGAAGCCCCUGGGCCAUGAGGUCAAGGCAGUGAGCAUGCGGACAUAGCCCUCCCAGCCUCAGCUUCCUCAUCUCUUGGGCUAAUAGCUACCUCAUGGAUCGUAAUCAG